CUCCCGCGGCUAGUGAGUAGAGAAACUAGUGAGUAAUCCCUAAGUCAUUGUCUUGCUCGCGAACAGGCGACCAUGAAGCUCGUCAGGUUUUUGAUGAAGUUGAACAACGAGACUGUCUCCAUCGAGCUCAAGAACGGGACCGUCGUUCAUGGCACCAUCACAGGUGUUGAUAUCAGCAUGAACACUCAUCUGAAGACUGUGAAACUUACUCUGAAGGGGAAAAAUCCUGUGACUCUUGAUCACUUGAGUGUGAGGGGUAACAACAUUCGCUACUACAUCCUUCCUGACAGUUUGAAUCUAGAGACCCUAUUGGUAGAAGAGACACCAAGGGUCAAGCCCAAGAAGCCAACUGCAGGGAGGGCUUUGGGACGUGGUCGAGGCCGAGGCCGAGGCCGUGGACGGGGGCGUGGACGUUAACUCGUCCCUGUGUGAGCAAGCAAAUUGUGUUUACAUUGCCUUAGUGGUUUGAAGGUAUCUUGGUUGUUGAUUUAGGGAUGAAGAGUUUGGAGUUGAAAUUCAUUUCAUUGCUCUACUUCAUUGAAACUGUAGUCUCCCUCGAAUGUGGAUCUUAAUAUUCUGAAGCUUGUAAUAUAGAGUACUGUACUUAGUCUCUUUUGCGCAACAAUUAGCUAUGACAGACAAGGAUUCUAAAU
This is a messenger RNA of Rhodamnia argentea, 653 nucleotides long. Its product is annotated as small nuclear ribonucleoprotein SmD1a. NCBI's taxonomy places the organism in Eukaryota, Viridiplantae, Streptophyta, Magnoliopsida, Myrtales, Myrtaceae. Gene Ontology annotation, biological process: spliceosomal snRNP assembly; RNA processing. The transcript has 3 exons. The record is from RefSeq and is a predicted model, not a curated record. Gene Ontology annotation, molecular function: RNA binding. Gene Ontology annotation, cellular component: U2 snRNP; U12-type spliceosomal complex; SMN-Sm protein complex. The coding region runs from base 73 to 417 and encodes 114 amino acids.